AAGAAAAAAAAAAAAAAAAGGAAGAUUAAAAAAUUACAAGGCUAGAAAUAGAAAAUUUACGAAAAAGAGACAGGGCAGAAAAAAGAAAAGUUAAUGGGCCAUGUAAUUCCGAGUCGUCAUGUCGGUUGCUGCCGAAGCAUAAAUAGGUUGACAGGGCCGGGCCUGGGAUGAGAUGCGAACUCUAAGCUUCGAAGCCUAUUAUUAUACUUUCUGUUGAUCUCUCUGCCGAAGCUCUUGACCAGAACCUAGUCUAGACCGGGGAUGGAUAACCACGCAGACUCGACGGCCAAGACCGCCACGGCGGGUGAAGCCGAAACGGAACGUAUUGAAGUUCACGAUGCAACCCAGCGUGUCCAAGAGCAGGCCCAGACAGACAGAUGGCGCUCGAUCAAGGCGAACCCCAAGCUUGUCCUGCUUGCCCUUUUCGCAUCUUUUGGCGGUUUCGAAUAUGGCUACCAGCAGGGCAUCCUCUCCCAGUCGCUGGCCAUGUACCGCUUCAAGGAGAACUUCCCCAGCGUCGUCUCCUCACCCACCGCGACCGGCUGGCUCACUUCCAUCCUGCAGCUCGGCGGUAUCCUGGGCUCCCUGACCGCCGGCAUCCUCAGUGAGGUCAUCUCGAGAAAAUACACCAUGUUCACCGCCUGCUGCUGGGUCAUCCUGGGCAGCUACCUGUACAUUGGCGCCACCGCGGGCAAGCCCGACCUCUUGUACGCCGGCCGCUUCUUUACCGGUCUCGGCGUUGGUCUGUUCAGUGGUGUCGGUCCGCUGUACAAUGCUGAGAUCUCGGCGCCCGAGACGCGUGGUUUUACUGUCUCGUUUUACCAGUUUGCCACCAUCUUUGGCAUCUUCCUCUCCUUCUGGGUCGGCUACGGCAGCAACUACAUCGGCGGACACGACGCAACCCAGUCCGACAUGGCAUGGCGCCUCCCGUCCAUCAUCCAGGGCAUCCCCGCGAUCCUGCUGGCCGGCGGUAUCUGGUUCAUGCCCUUCUCGCCGCGCUGGCUAGUCAAGAAGGGCCGCUACGAAGAAGCGCGCAAGACCCUGGCCUGGAUUCGCAAGAAGGAGCUCGACGAUCCGCUCGUCGAGGUUGAGCUGCUCGAGAUCAGGGCCCAGCAGCUGUUUGAGGAGAGGGCCUUUGCGCGCGCCCUGCCCCAGUACGCCAACAAGGAGAACCGCAACCCUUGGGUCCACGAGAUCGUCGCCUACGUGCAGUGCUUCAAGACCUGGGAUAACGUCAAGCGCGUCGCCACGGCUUGGCUUGUCAUGUUCUUCCAGCAGUGGUCUGGCAUCGACGCCAUCAUCUACUAUGCCACCAACGUCUUUAUGAGCUUUGGCUUUACCGAGGGCACCAUCGCUCUGCUGGCGACGGGCGUCACGGGUGUUGUGUUUUUGGUGUCGACCAUUCCCGCCAUGUUGCUCAUCGACAAGCUCGGCCGCAAGCCCAUGCUCUACACUGGCUCCAUCAUCAUGUUCCUGACCAUGGUCACCGUCGGCAUCGUGGUAGCCAAGUUCCAACACGACUGGCCCAACAACCCCGCCGCGGGCUGGGCGUCCGUGAUCCUGAUCUGGAUCUACAUUGGUGCCUUUGGCUUCGGCUGGGGCCCGGCCUCGUGGGUUGUCAUCUCGGAGAUCUUCCCUCUCAGCAUCCGCGCCCGCGGUGCCUCGAUCGGCGCCUCGUCCAACUGGCUCAACAACUUUGCCAUCGCCUUCUUCGUGCCGCCCAUGUUCCAGACCCUGGCCUGGGGCACCUACAUCUUCUUCGCCGGCUUCCUCGCCGCCGGCAUCGCCUGGAUCUACUUUUACCUGCCCGAGACCAAGGACGUCAGCCUCGAGGAGAUGGACCGCGUCUUUGGCAGCCACACGGGUGCCGAGGACGCGAGGCUGCUGGCUGAGGCGCAACGCGACGUCGGCUUGAUUGACUUUCUCAGGAGGGCCGAGGGCAAGUCGGUUGAUGUCGAGGCGGAGGAGAAGAGGCAGGAGCCUGUAGUUUAGGGGGCGUGCAUCAUGAUGUCGCCGUGGUUUGUAAUAGGAGAGCACAGGGUGUAUGAGGUGUACAGAUGAUUGAGAGAAGCUUUUUUUACAAGCUAAUCUAUUUGUGUUCAUAACCGAUCUCCAGUUUUGACUAUAUGAUCAGUAAGUUUAGAUACCCAUUUAGGUAGUGAAGAAAAAUAAUACUUUUUCUAGAGUGCA
Pyricularia oryzae 70-15 is the source of this 2190-nucleotide messenger RNA. RefSeq names its product quinate permease. The record is from RefSeq and is a predicted model, not a curated record. Lineage: Eukaryota; Fungi; Ascomycota; Sordariomycetes; Magnaporthales; Pyriculariaceae. Bases 262 to 1992 code for a protein of 576 amino acids. Gene Ontology annotation, cellular component: membrane. The transcript has 4 exons. Gene Ontology annotation, biological process: carbohydrate transport; transmembrane transport. Gene Ontology annotation, molecular function: carbohydrate:proton symporter activity.